Drosophila navojoa is the source of this 3819-nucleotide messenger RNA. Its product is annotated as ankyrin repeat and FYVE domain-containing protein 1. Lineage: Eukaryota; Metazoa; Arthropoda; Insecta; Diptera; Drosophilidae. The record is from RefSeq and is a predicted model, not a curated record. Gene Ontology annotation, molecular function: metal ion binding; protein binding.
AUAGUAUUUUGAUACAGCUGGGCAACUUAAGCGAGAUUAAUGAAAGCCGAAUUGGUCUAAAGCCAGAUGUUUAUAAAAUUAUCGCUAAAUAUCGCUGAUUUUAUAAUAAACUAGAUAGUAACUAUGGGUUGCAAUGAUGUCGAUUCAAUUUCAAAACUGGAAAAGGACCUUGCUCUUUUAAAGGAAGAAUAUAACAAACUUCAGCGCAGCUAUGUGGAAUUGGAGCGGAAAUAUAAUGAAGCUAUUGUGUCGACUUCAGAUCUGGAGUCUUCAGGAGAAUUUAGCAGUUUUGUAUCAAGAUUGGCACUGACGACGGCCUCUUUAUAUGGACGCUCCAUAUAUUCCGAUCUGAACAUUAAGACCAAUUCCAAUGGGACAAUAAUGCCGGCCCACAAAUUCGUACUCCAUGCCCGGUCGGACAAAUGGCGUAACGAGGCAUUAGCCACUGCCAAAGAAUUAGAUUGGAGCGAUUUGGAUGAGGAUAUAGCCACAGCGUUGCUACGCUGGAUUUAUACAGAUAUUAUUGACUUGCAGCAUGAUCGAUUGACCUUGGGUCUGCUGAGAGUGGCGCACCGUUUUUCCUUACCUGGACUGCUCGGGCUCUGUGAGAGAGCUCUGGUGGCUUCUGUGGGCGUACGAUCUUGUGUGCGAUUCUAUUGUGUGGCCGAAGAAGUGGGCGCAGCUAGCCUACUUGAGUAUUGCUCCGGCAUUAUAUCGACGCACUGGGAUGAUCUAACUGCACAGGAUUUCGAACACAUGUCUGGACCGCUUCUCUACAAAAUGCUCAAAAACAAAACCAAAUAUCCUCUACACUCAGCCGUCCGACUUUUGCGCGAAGAUGUUGUUUGCUUGUGCCUUGCGGAGAACAGUAAUUCGUUGCCCGAACUGGUGAAUAGUUUGUCUGAGCAUGGACAGCUACCACUGCAGAUGGCAUUGUCGGCGAAAAGUGUUCAAAUUGCCCAGACUCUGGUUAAUAAUGGAUCUGCGAAUGUGAAUGCCUAUGAUGCCAAGGGAUCUACGCUUCUUAUAGAUGCUGUAAAAAAAGCCGAUAGUUUUGCAGCAGACUUUCUAUUAAAUCACAACUGCCUUGUUGAUCUUGUGUCCAGGUCGUCAUCCGAUACAGCACUCCACAUUGUAUGCAGCUAUGGCGAAACUAACGAAAAUCAUGAAAAUGUAUCCCACAUGAUUGAUAUCGGCAAGAAAAUAUUACAGCGCAAGGCUAAUGUAAACCUUCAAAAUAGCCAAGGACAAACGCCGCUGCAUAUUGCAAUCAUAUCUCAAAAUAAGGCUAUGGUGGAGCUAUUACUUGAUGUGCCCGAUAUUGACAUUAACUUGCGUAGCAAUGAUGAGAAAUGUCCUCUUGAAUUGACGUUGGUUCCAUUCAAUAAGGAGCUUGCUGCUAAACUCCUCAAGAUGGGAGCCAACCCGAAUCCAUUGAAAUCUGGGACAAAUAACAACCUGCUGCAAGUGCUUGCCAUGGGUGGGAGAGAAUUUGAAGAGGCUGCUAUAUUUUUGACUGACUUUGCUGACCUUGAGCACCUUAACAACGCUGGCUUUUCUGCCAUCCACAUCGCUGUCCAAAAGAACAUGCCGAAAUUUGUGGCGAAACUUCUUGAUGCUGGCGCUGCUCCCAAUAUACAAACGACUUCCGGCAAUAUGAAGUCACCCCUACACAUAGCUGUGGAACAAAAUGCUCAAGAGAUUCUUGAGACAUUUGUUAACUUCAGCAAAAGCCACUCUGAAAAAGUCGAUUUCAACUGCAAAGAUGAAAGUGGCAAUACGCCUUUAAGCUUAUGCUUAGCCCUUAAUCGCAUUGAAUUAGCUCCAAUACUUAUCGCUGGCGGCGCUGAUGUGAAUGCGCGCAAUGGACAGGACUUGACUUUGUUGCAUCAAUCUAUAAUCAGCGGCGACAGCGAGAAGGCAGUUUUCCUACUGGACCAAGGCGCCGAAAUUAAUGCGCUUACAGGUGAUCAAAAGUCUGUCCUUCAACUGGCUAUCGAUUCCCAUCUGCCCAAGGUUGUUGACGUGUUAUGCAUUAAGGGCGUGGACCUUAGCACCUUGGACAGUUCAAGAGAUUCACCUUUAUGGACUGCUCUAGAAUUGGGAUUUGAGGAUGUUGCGCAAAUUCUAGUUCGCCAUGGCGUUGACACCGAUUGCUGGAGCCAAGGACCUGAGGGCUGCCAGCAGACACUGUUGCACCGGGCCAUCGAUGAAAACAAGGAGGCCACAGCAAUUUUUCUCGUUCGCAAUCAAUGCGACUUGGACUCUCCGCGCCAACCGGGUCCAAAUGAUGAGGGUGGUGACGAAGCUCGCGACAAAGCCUCUCCUUUGCAUCUCUGCUGUCAAUGGGGUCUGACAAAGGUUGUGCAGGCACUUAUUGAUCACGGCGCCAAUGUGAACGCUGUAGACGCUGAAAGCAAGACUCCAGCACACAUAGCUAUAGAAAACCAGCAUGAAGAUAUUAUAAAUAUCCUGUUGUGCCAUCCCGGAAUAGACCUGAAGUUGCGGGAUAAAUCCGGUCUGACGCCUUUUGCCACUGCUCUGGCCAUCCGCAAUCACAAAGCCGCUCAGCGCAUACUUGAGAGGCUGCCAAAUGCAGCCGAAAUAAUGGAUAAUCGUGGACGCAAUUUCCUGCACAUAGCUAUAUUAAAAGAUGACCUCGAAAGCGUUCUCUUUUUGUUGGCUAUUCAAGUAGACGUCAAUUCCCGCGUCCACGACGCCUAUCAGUCCACUCCACUUCAUCUAGCAGCUGCGUCGAAAAACGAAAUGAUUAUACGGAAUUUAAUACUGGCCGGCGCUCGCAUCAACGAACGUGAUGCUGUCCAGAAAAUGCCGCUUCAUAUAGCAAUCGAGCGCGGAAAUCUUGCGGCAGUUUCGGCGAUGAUCCAAAAUAAUGCCGACUUCGAUGCAACCGAUGCUGAUGGAAACAAUGCCUUGCACCUUGCGGUCCACGGGGGUCAGCUGGCGAUAGUCCGCGAGCUGCUGACCGAAUCGCGAGUAAAUGCGGAGGCAACCAAUGCGAGGGGCCGCAAUCCCUUGCAUGAGCUGUGUCGCGUUGGCGAAGACAAUUCCGGUGCUGCCAUAUGUGAACUGUUUCUUGAGUGCAUGCCGAAGUAUCCGAUUAACGUGCCCGACAUGGACGGCAACACACCACUGCUGCUCUCGUAUAUGCGAGGACAAGCUCCACUUUGUAAGGUUCUUGUAAAAGCGGGCGCGUGUCUUGGGGCUCAGAACCGAGAGGGAAUCAAUAUUUUCAAUUACAAACUAGCGACAGAUCAAUUGCUGACUAAAUUGUUGGACCAACUGCCUCAGGAGUCGCCGUGGGCAGAGUCUGAGCUGUGCCAAGAGUGUGGCUUAAAGUUUUCACUGACCAUAAGAAGGCACCAUUGUCGACACUGUGGAAGAGUUUUGUGCUCCAAGUGCUCCAACAACGAUGUACCGAUUGUCAAGUUUGGCAUUAACAAACCCGUAAGAGUCUGCAAGGUGUGCUUCGAUGUACUUCAUGGAGGCAGCUAAAAUGAUUAGCAAUAGUUUGUAGUUUGCUUUCGGAACAAUGAUAAGUGUUUGAUUUAAAAGGCAGUUUAUACCAACCGGACUAUAAGCAUCUUAGAGAUAUUAUAUUAUAUAUAAUACAUUAACGAAAACGAUUAUGAAAUCCUACACAUAUACAUAUAUACAUCUUUAUCCUGUAUAACUAAUAUGCUUUUUGUAUUAUUACUUAGUCAAGAAUUAAAGCUUGUUUCAGCGCACACUGUUAAUCAUAUGUAAAUAAUAAAUAAAUAUAAAUUGACAUUAAUAAGUAUAAGAAUUCAUGUUUUU